Lolium rigidum is the source of this 1380-nucleotide messenger RNA. Its product is annotated as UPF0481 protein At3g47200-like. Lineage: Eukaryota; Viridiplantae; Streptophyta; Magnoliopsida; Poales; Poaceae. The transcript has 2 exons. Bases 1 to 1380 code for a protein of 459 amino acids. The record is from RefSeq and is a predicted model, not a curated record.
AUGGUCGAGGUUACAUCGUGGGUGGAGGAGGUGGAGAAGAUGCUGCUGGAAGACCACGAGCUUUCGUCGGAGGUGGAGCAAUGGCGGAAGCACGCAAUCUACCGUGUCCCGGCGCGCAUCAAGAGGCUAAACGGCGGCGCCUACAAGCCGCAGACGGUGUCCCUGGGCCCCUUUCACCACGGAGACCCUGACCUGGUGCCCAUGGAGGUGCACAAGCGCAGGGCGCUGCUGCGCCUGCUCCGUCGGGCCGGCAGGCCGCUCGGGGACCUCGUCGCCGCCGUGGGGGAGGUGGAGAAGCAGCUGCGGGCGGCGUAUGUGGGACUCGGCGACGAGUGGCGCGCCGGGGACCGGUUCGUGGAGAUGAUGGUCGUGGACGGGUGCUUCCUGCUGGAGGUGAUGAGAACGGCGGCGGUGGCGGCGGCCGGCCGGAGGCGUACGGUUCAUCCAGACUACGCGCCCAACGACCCGGUCUUCAGCUGGCACGGCUUGCUGUACAUGGUGCCGUACGUUCAGCGCGACAUGCUCAUGGUCGAGAACCAGCUGCCCCUGCUCCUUCUCCAAAGGAUCUUCGCUGCUGAGGGUGGAAUUGGAAAAACAUCGACCAAUGUUCUGAUCAACAGGAUGGUGCUGAAUUUCCUUGGCGUGGCGGACGCCGACAAGCACCCAGCGGUAGUGGCCAGCCUGGGACUCCACCCCCUCGACAUCUACCGCCGGAGUCUACUCCACGCCACCGGCGGCAGGAGAGAUCGCGACAUACACGUCCAAGAACCGGCGGUGGCAAAGCCCGUGGACGUUCGGUCCGCGCGGAAGCUCCACGAAUCCGGCAUCCGGUUCAGGCACAGCGGGCAGGCGGCGGACUGCCUCCGCGACGUCCGGUUCCACGGCGGCACCCUCACCAUGCCGCAGCUCUUCGUGGACGACUCCACCGAGUACAAGUUCCUCAACCUCAUGGCGUUCGAGGCCCUGCACGUCGGCGCCGGCGGCGACGUGACCGCCUACGUCUUCUUCAUGAGGAGCAUCGUCGGUUCCGUCGACGACGUGCGGCUGCUGCGGAGCAAAGGGAUCGUCCGGAGCGAGUGGGUGGACGGCGACGACACGGUGGUGCGGCUGCUCAACGACAUGACCAGGGACGUGGUCUGCGACGAGCGCUCCCCGCUGUGCGCCGUGCAGGGCGAGGUGGAGGCCUACUGCCGGAGCAACGUGCGCGUCUUCCUGCACGUCUCCUGGUGCUACCUCAGGCGAACCUACUUCGGGAACCCGUGGACCUUCCUCUCCCUCGCCGCCGGCGUGCUGCUGCUCGUCACCGACAUCAUCCAGACCGUCUACGCUGUCCUUUCGUACGAAGUACAAGGGAAGAGAGAGUAUCAUGAUCCUAACUAG